This is a messenger RNA of Drosophila melanogaster (fruit fly), 3172 nucleotides long. It is a transcript of the gene alien, whose product is annotated as alien. The record is from RefSeq and is marked reviewed. The transcript is spliced from 7 exons. Bases 117 to 1451 code for a protein of 444 amino acids. Gene Ontology annotation, cellular component: nucleus; cytoplasm. NCBI's taxonomy places the organism in Eukaryota, Metazoa, Arthropoda, Insecta, Diptera, Drosophilidae.
UGCUAUUCACCAAACGGUCACACAGUUUUUAGGCUUUGUGUUUUUUUCUAGUAAAAAUAUUAUAGAUUGGCAAUAAUUUGCUCAUAAAGCGUAGUUUACAAAGCCAAACCCGUAAAAUGUCCGACAACGAUGAUGAUUUUAUGUGCGACGAUGAUGAGGACUAUGGAUUGGAAUAUUCCGAAGAUAGCAACUCGGAACCGGAUGUGGAUCUGGAGAAUCAGUACUACAACAGCAAGGCUCUGAAGGAGGAGGAGCCCAAAGCGGCGUUGGCCAGUUUCCAAAAGGUGCUCGAUCUGGAAAAUGGCGAAAAAGGAGAGUGGGGCUUCAAGGCGCUGAAGCAGAUGAUCAAGAUCAACUUUAGGCUGUGCAACUACGAUGAAAUGAUGGUGCGCUAUAAGCAGCUACUCACCUACAUCAAGAGUGCCGUCACCAGGAACCAUUCGGAAAAGAGCAUCAAUUCGAUUCUGGACUACAUAUCCACAUCGAAGAAUAUGGCACUGCUCCAAAACUUUUACGAGACCACUCUGGAUGCUUUGCGGGAUGCGAAAAACGAUCGGCUGUGGUUUAAGACCAACACCAAGCUGGGCAAACUCUACUUCGACCGCAGUGACUUUACCAAGCUGCAGAAGAUACUAAAGCAAUUGCAUCAAAGCUGUCAGACGGACGAUGGCGAGGACGAUCUGAAGAAGGGCACUCAGCUCCUGGAAAUCUAUGCCCUGGAGAUUCAGAUGUAUACGGUGCAGAAGAACAACAAGAAACUUAAGGCCCUCUAUGAACAGUCACUCCACAUCAAGUCGGCCAUUCCUCAUCCCCUAAUCAUGGGUGUCAUCCGUGAGUGCGGCGGUAAAAUGCAUCUACGAGAAGGCGAGUUCGAAAAGGCACACACGGACUUCUUUGAGGCGUUCAAGAACUACGAUGAGAGCGGUUCGCCGCGCAGAACCACUUGCCUAAAGUACUUGGUGUUGGCCAACAUGCUGAUGAAAUCGGGCAUAAAUCCCUUUGACUCACAGGAAGCCAAACCGUAUAAAAAUGAUCCGGAAAUCCUUGCUAUGACAAACCUGGUCAAUUCCUAUCAAAACAACGAUAUCAAUGAGUUUGAAACCAUCUUAAGGCAACAUCGCAGCAAUAUCAUGGCCGAUCAGUUUAUACGUGAACACAUCGAAGAUUUGCUGCGUAACAUUCGCACCCAGGUGCUUAUAAAACUUAUCAGGCCCUAUAAGAACAUCGCUAUACCCUUCAUAGCCAAUGCACUGAACAUUGAGCCAGCUGAGGUGGAAAGCCUGCUGGUUUCCUGCAUUCUAGAUGACACAAUCAAGGGACGCAUCGACCAGGUGAAUCAGGUGCUGCAGCUGGACAAGAUCAACAGCAGUGCUUCGCGGUACAAUGCCCUGGAAAAAUGGUCCAACCAAAUCCAAUCGCUGCAGUUCGCUGUGGUCCAGAAAAUGGCCUAAUUGGAGAUGAUUCAUUGGGCGUAGCUUUUAAGGCUGGUGCUUCCUCCUUCCUUUUGCCACAACAGUUGUACACUGACAUCCGCAACCUGUAAAUUCCAAAGGCCACGAGGGAAAAGCAACAGAUCAAUGCCAAACUCGCGCAAACGAAUCCAAUCGCCAGACCAGGUCGAGCCCAGUCCAGGGCGAAGUAGAUGAAGCGAUUUCCGUCGCUGCAAAAGUAAUAUUAAGCUGAAAGUUGGAUAAGAUUGCAUAGCUCUACUUACAUGUCGGUUCCGCCGGCCCAAUAGUAAAUAAGGGAAUGCAUCAAGAAUAUGAGCACCACCGAAAAGGGAUACACAAAGUGCAUAAGACGGUUAGGAUAAGCCACCAUAAAGCAGUCGAAGACCAUGCAGAUCGAGUUGAAUGCAUGGCACCACAAGUUGUAAAGCUCACCUGCCACUUCUGGCAUGGCUAAGAGAGAUUAAAUUGGGUCUUAAUGAAAGUGUAAUAUAGAUUUUAAGAUCUUUGCUUACUUAAUGAUAGAGCUGCCCAGAAGACGGUGGUAAUCAACAUGGAUAGUACCGAAGUGGUGUAGUGUGAGAUCCAGUAAAUUUUCAGAGCACAAUGUCCGGGAGCUGAAAGUGUUAUUAUAGACUGCCCGAUUUAAUACUUUUCUUGCAUACACAACUAAACUAAAACUUAGUCAAAGUAAAAGUGUAUUUAGAUUUGCAGAAUUGAAACUUAUUACAGUCCCAUUACAACGACUAAUACUCACCAAAAUAAGAUUGAUUGAAGUAGUAAAUAGUAGCGAUUACAGCCCCGUAAGUGCAGGUAAAUAGACACAGUGUAAAUCCCCAAUCCGUGAGAUAAAUAAACCAUCGACCGCCAUUGAAAUCCUGCAUCAUGCUGCCAAUGACUCCAGCGGCAAAGAAAGCAGCCAGAAGCCAUCGGUAUAGAACCCAGAUUAAAUUCCGCUCUCCGUUCUGCCAUUGUGAUCGGCAGAAGACACCAGGAUCUUCAUGGUGCAGCGAGAAUUUUGACCGCUGAAACUCCUCCUUUAGGGGCUGGCAGCAGGACUCUGCGUUCGGAUCAGCCAUUAUUCGAUGGACUCGACUGGAUGAGCUAGUUAUAACUUUGGUGGUAAUCUGCAGACUGAUGAAGGAACAGGUGUUCCAUUGGCUUAAUAGCCACAUUUACCGCUCUGAAUAGAGCUAAUCGUGUGGUACUAGGCGUAUGAAUUAUCACGAUCCUUAUCAUCCUGUUAAGAACCUUUUAUGUCUGGUUCGGCAGCAGAACUCGCUAACGAUAAGACCCCCAGCGUGGACAAGAUUGGUCAGAGCGGUUGACUGAAUCGAACUUUGAUUAGAGCAACAUACCAUUAUCUACCAUUAUCAUACCAUCUAGCGCAGUCGCUUUAAAAGCUAUUGGAAUUCGAAAAGUCACUUUCGGAAUUUCCUGGUUUUUUUGAUGGCGCAUAAAACCAUUGCUUAAUUGCUCAUUAUUAGGACUCCAAGUGUCGUAUGAUUUUGGCUCGGUAGUACAACUCUUUGCUAAUAGUAGAUAUCAUUGGAAAUUCUUGAUCAGAGUCCACGAUAAACCCGAUCGGUUCAUACCAUAUUCCAUAUUCCCAGCAGCGAAUCACGGAAACCCUAUCAGUAGUUGUUGUUAAGAUAGAGAAUAAAAGUUCGAUUCUAGCACUUGAAAAACCCACUAUCGACCUGUCUGCCAAAUCGUUUUCAGAU